Ananas comosus (pineapple) is the source of this 3003-nucleotide messenger RNA. RefSeq names its product WD repeat-containing protein 3. Gene Ontology annotation, molecular function: snoRNA binding; protein binding. Gene Ontology annotation, biological process: maturation of SSU-rRNA. The transcript has 13 exons. The record is from RefSeq and is a predicted model, not a curated record. NCBI's taxonomy places the organism in Eukaryota, Viridiplantae, Streptophyta, Magnoliopsida, Poales, Bromeliaceae. The coding region runs from base 1 to 2745 and encodes 914 amino acids. Gene Ontology annotation, cellular component: Pwp2p-containing subcomplex of 90S preribosome; small-subunit processome.
AUGGGUGCUCUCGAGUUUGUGAAGCUUUGUGCUGGGUACUGGUACCUGAGUGACGCUUUCUCCCAUUUUCUUUUAAAGGGGUCCUCUCCCAAAACCCACCGUCGCAGCUCUCCCGGUUCCUCCUCCUCCUCCUCCUCCUCGAUUGCGAGCGGGCACUCCGACGGGAGCAUACGCCUCUGGGACUGUGAGAAGGGCACGUGCGAGGCCACGCUCAAUGGCCACAAGUCUGCAGUUACCGUCCUCCGAUACAACCACGCUGGCUCCCUCCUCGCCUCCGGGAGCAAGGACUGCGAUGUCAUUCUCUGGGAUGUCGUCGGGGAAGCCGGGAUCUUUCGCCUCCGCGGGCACCGCGACCAGGUGACUGAUCUUUCUUUCAUCGACUCGGGGAAGAAGCUGGUGACUUGCUCCAAGGACAAGUUUAUGAGGGUGUGGGAUCUGGAGACACAGCAUUGUAUACAGAUUGUCGGCGGGCACCACACUGAGAUUUGGUCUCUUGAUGUUGAUCCAAAGGAGAGGUUUCUGGUCUCUGGGUCAGCGGACCCAGAACUGCGGUUUUACCAAAUCAGGCACAAUGCAGAGGCAACUGAUAAGGUUCAGGACAAAUGGGAAAUCUUGAAGCAAUUUGGAGAGAUUCAGCGGAAAAGCAAGUAUAGGGUAGCCGCUGUCCGAUUUGAUAAAUCCGGAAGCCUCUUAGCAUGUCAAGUAGCUGGGAAAGCUGUGGAGAUUUACUGGGUUUUAGAUGAUUCAGAAGCCAUGCGCAAAUCCAAAAGGAGGCUUCAUAGAAAGAAAGAAAAGGUUUUAGCAAAAUCAGUGGUUGAAGGAAAUGAGAAUGGCAGCGUAAUAGAUCCUUUAUCCAGCCAGGAAGUGCAGCAUCCUACUAUUGUUGUCUCCGAUGUUUUCAAAUUCCUCCGAAACUUACCAGCGAGCAACAAGAUUUGCUCGAUUGCAUUCUGUCCCAAUUCUCCACCCAAAGGCGCCCUUGCUGUUCUCACUUUGUCACUAAAUAAUAACAUGUUGGAGACUCAUUUAGUCGAUAGCAGUGAUAGUAGCAAGAGCUCGAAAAUGAAUUCUGUUGAACUUCAAGGACAUCGCUCGUAUAUUAGAAGUGUCGCACUGAAUUCCGAAAGUAACCUUCUAAUGUCAACCAGCCACAAUGUGGUUAAGAUCUGGAAUCCAAGUACUGGGGCCUGCCUUCGAACCAUUGAUUCUGAAUAUGGCUUGUGUAGUUGCUUUGUUCCAGGAAAUCGGUAUGCUCUUGUGGGAACAAAGAGUGGAAAGUUAGAAAUUAUUGACAUUGGGAGUGGGAGCUUGACAGAGGUGGUUGAAGCUCAUGCUGGUCCAAUACGGUCAAUUGUACCCAUUCCGGAUUUGAAUGGAUCUAUAAGUGGGCGCGGCUUCGUCACUGGGAGUGCGGAUAAAGAUGUCAAGUUCUGGGAAUAUCAGAUAUUGCAAACACCUGAUAGUGGCUCCAAAAAAUUAAGUGUGGCAAAUGUUAGGACUUUGAAAAUGAAUGAUGAUGUCCUUGUUGUCUCCAUCAGUCCAAAUGGAAAGUACAUUGCUGUUGCUUUAUUGGAUUGCACAGUCAAGGUCUUCUUUGUCGACACGCUAAAAUACUUUCAACACCUUUAUGGCCACAAGCUUCCGGUUUUCUGUAUGGAUUUUUCAUCAGAUGGAGAUCUACUAGUUACUGGUUCUGCAGAUAAAAAUCUGAGGAUCUGGGGUUUGGAUUUUGGCGAUAUUCGUCGAUCUAUUUUUGCCCAUGCAGACAGUGUUAUGGAUGUGAAAUUUGUCAAAAAUACGCAUUAUAUGUUUAGUGUGGGGAAAGAUCGUCUUGUGAAAUAUUGGGAUGCGGACAAAUUUGAGUUAUUGUUAACUCUUGAGGGGCAUCAUGAUGAAGUUUCAUGCCUUGCGGUUAGUAAUCGCGGUGAUUUUAUUGUUACAGGAUCACACGAUCGUUCAAUUCGACGUUGGGAUCGCACCGAAGAACCUCUUUUUAUUGAGGAAGAAAGGGGGAAAAGAUUAGAGGAGAUGUUUGAUUCUGAUUUAGAUAACUCAGCUGAUAAUAGAUAUGCACCGAAAGAAGUGGUUCCUGAGGAAGGAUCUGUUGGGGUUCCAGGAAAGAAGACUCAAGAGUCUCUAACUGCAGCUGAUGUUAUAAUUGAUGCAUUAGACACUGCUGAAGAAGAGAUAAAACGAAUUAAUCAAUACAAGGAGGACCAAAGCCAUGGACAAGAAACAGAGUUCCAGCCGAAUGUUUUAAUGCGAGGGCAUCCACCUUCUGAUUUUGUUCUCCAUGCACUUUCAAAUGUCCCCGCCAAUGAUGUGGAGCAGAUGCUGCUGUCGCUGCCAUUUUCAGAUGCUUUAAAGCUAAUGUCUUACUUGAGAGAAUGGGCCCUCAUUCCUGACAAGGUUGAGCUUGUUUGUAGGGUUUGUACUGUGCUGCUUCAAACACAUCAUAACCAGUUGACGACUACAGUGGCUGCAAGGCCCAUGUUAACGUCAUUGAAGGAUAUUCUUCAUGAAAGAGUUAAGGAAUGUAAAGACACGGUUGGUUUCAACCUUGCAGCAAUGGAUCAUCUGAAGGAACUCAUGUCCAUGAAGUCGGAUGCACUUUUCCGAGAUGCUAAGGCAACACUUAUGGAAAUUCGCAUGCAACAGUCGAAGCGUACCGAUCGGAGAGAGAUCAAUGAGAAGAGGAAAAAGAAAAAACACAAGGUUUCUGCCGUUGCUCAAGCUGCUGCCUAACCUAGACAAUAUUAUAAAUUAAUUAAUUUUAAUUCUAUAAUGUAUUAUCGUGUAUCAUUUGCUCUUGGAUGAGCAUAUAAAAUUUUGACUUGAAAGAGUUGCAGGUCAGUCUGCGAAGGGUCAUUGCUGCUGACUUACCUAUUCGCUUGUAAUUCUAGCAAAGGAAACUAGGAAAGCUGAUCUAUGUUUAGCAGUGUAUAUUUGACAAAUACUUCUUAAUUAAUUUUCCUGGAAAUUUUGUAUUAUCCUGUUGUGGAA